Molecule: messenger RNA, 1901 nt
Organism: Athalia rosae (coleseed sawfly)
Lineage: Eukaryota; Metazoa; Arthropoda; Insecta; Hymenoptera; Athaliidae
Product: transmembrane protein 120 homolog
Exons: 6
Coding region: 397-1470 (357 amino acids)
Cellular component (GO): membrane
Source: RefSeq, a predicted model, not a curated record
CAACCCAGAUCAGACGCACGGAUUUCUCUACAGAUCAGUGAUUAAACUUCUUGCAAGGCGGUUGAAGCGAAGGGAUACCCAUCGCCCGUGAUUCUUAUCUGUCGCUUUGAUCGAAUACCAAUAAUAAACCAUCGCUGAUGGCUUCUGAUUACGCAACCAAUAGAACCGUCGAGACCAUCUAACGAAGACGACACAGGCACUGAUAUAUUAUAUCAGUGCACAAGGGAAGCCGAUUAACCACCAAAAAUCGAUCGAGACUUUCUCCCCCGCUUGUGAGCUGUAACAAAAGCUAUCAUGUAUAGCAACUAAUAGUAGUCUUUGGUAGUCUUUGCGAGGUUAAGGCAUCUGGGUGCGAAUCAAAGUGUUGUACAAGAAUCGACAAGUAUUUCAGCAAAGAUGGACACUAACGUGGAGACUUGUCUUAACGAUUGGAGCGAUUUGACGCAGGAGUACAAGGUUCUUGAGAUGUUGAGUAGAGAGUACUGCACAAAGUUAGAGGAGGUGAGCGAGCUGCAGGCGAAAUGUUUGCAGGGGAUAGAGCACCAACGUUACAGAAUGAAUGCCAUUAGCAAAGUUCUAAGACAACUACAUACGAGUGAGACAUCUCAAUGCUUGGAUAAAGAUAUAAAUAGACGGAUCGAUCAGUUACAUGAGAUGGAACAAGUACUGCCAAAGCCUAAUGGAACUUAUCUCAAAAUAAUACUGGGGAACGUCAACGUCUCCAUACUGAACAAAAACGAUAAAUUCAAGUACAAAGACGAGUAUGAGAAGUUCAAGUUGGUUUUGUCGAUGAUCGGGUUUGCAUUAUCCGUUGUCAAUCUAUUCACCAAUGUAAGGACACUGGAGCUGAGCUUCAUGUUUCUAUUGGUAUGGUACUACUGUACCUUGACGAUAAGGGAAAGCAUACUGAAAGUCAAUGGAUCAAGAAUAAAGGGCUGGUGGCGUUUUCACCACUUUCUGUCGACUGUAGUUUCAGGAGUUCUACUUGUCUGGCCAAACACGGAUUGUUGGUACACUUUCCGUGGCCAGUUCAUGUGGUUCAACGUCUACAUAAGUGUGGUUCAGUAUCUGCAGUUUCGUUAUCAACAUGGCGUGUUGUAUCGCUUGAAGGCCCUUGGGGAACGACACAACAUGGAUAUAACUAUCGAAGGCUUCCAUUCGUGGAUGUGGCGUGGACUUUCGUUUCUGCUGCCCUUUCUAUUUUUAGGCUACCUUUUCCAGUUGUUUAACGCGUACACGCUAUACAAGCUCACUUUUCAUCCAGAAGCUACUUGGCACGUACCGGUGUUGUGUUUUACAUUCCUAGUACUUUUUUUGGGGAACACGAUAACAACCGUAAUGGUCAUCCCACAAAAGUUAAGGGAACGCGUCCGUGACAGUUUGCCCGGUGUAUUCUCAUCGAAAAUUUCUCAACGGAAAGAAGCUGCCAACAAGAAAAACUCUGAAAGCAAGAAUGAGAAAAUUAACUGACCAAGAAUGACUGAUCAAGGAUGCACAGUUUUUAGAGGAAAUGAUAGAACUAAUUCAAUGUGACGAGCGCCAUGUUGUCGAUACGGUAGAUCUCACAGAGGUGACUUUAUUUUCACUCGUUAAUAAAGGUAUAAUGAAUUUCGAAUACGGCCAUCGACCGGUUUUAGAUUGAAAACAUUCGUUAUGAUUUGUACAUAUUGAUUCGCAAAUUAUUUGGAAAUAUUUUGAAGUUUACCCUAAUCGAUUUCCUCUACACAUGUGUUUAUAAUCAGCCGAAUCAUGUCAAGCAUGAACUAUGGAGCCCAUGCGUGUGUGUCUACUUAUUGUAUAUGUAAAUAUAUUUUUCACAUACUGUACGUAUGUACGUACAUAAAGUAUGAAUGCCACAAAACACAAGACAAGUUGACCAUUAUAUCGCACCUUAUUAUCUA